CUUCGUUUGAGUUGGGCGGACUACAUAGCAAGCGGAUGUUUGGUAAACGUGAUAGGGAUAAAAAAGUAACUUUGGAUGGUGAUAACAUUCCUAAUGGUUUGACAGAAUGUGCAAAUGUCGAUGAAUCAUUUCGGCAGUUUUUUCGCCCCCAAGUUUUCACAGAUGGUCAGUCACAGCUACGUACUCAAAGAUCCCGCGUUCUGAAUAAUGAUAUUGACGUCUGUAUGACAAAGGAUAUGGAUUCAAAAAGAUGUGACGAGUCAGUAGGUGAGCACCUGUCCAACUCUUUUCUCUGUUCAAAGUUGCCACGAGUAGAAAAUAAACAAAUAUUCGAAGAUAACUCAAGGAAUUCACACAUAUUUAAACGUUCCCAUGAAUCCAUCAGUCUUCUUCCUAAGUCUCCUGCUAAGCGAAAGUGUUGUACUGGUGGGGAAGAUAACGAAUAUGAACAACAAUCAGAUGAACCCUCAACAUCUAAUCUUCAAUGUGAUAAGCCUGCUUUUUGUGGUUUUGAUUCAGCCUCAGGAAUUAGAUCAGGAGCACACAGAUCAGGAAAUCAUUCCUUACCUUCGGCCGCUAACUUAAGUUAUGAGAUAGGAGUAGUGAAUGAUAAUCCAGAUGACUUGCAAAAAAUAACAGAGAAUAAACACCAGUUUGAACGUAAAUCACCUGCUUUCUGUCUAACUCAUCCAUUAACUGUUGCUGAACUAGAACAAGAUAAAAAUUUGGAAAAGAAUGAAAAUCCCAUUCCAUUUUUUUCUCCUCUAAGUAAGUCUCGAGCUCCUUCUUCGGCAGUAUCCCCGGAAUCUUCAUUUGGCAACUCAGUAGUUUCAACUUCAAAACGAAAUAGCCUUUUUAUUGGUUCCGCUGCAAAACGUUCCCGUAAUGUUAACAGGGACAGUUGUCUUAUCCAGGAAGCUGUUGAUAGCUCUGGUAUUUAUAUACCUGGAGUAGAUCUACUUAUAGACGACUCUGAAUGUGAGCCCAUCGAUCUUAUAUCUAGGUUCAGCAGAACUCCGAUUUCUUCACCGAAAAUAGUUGACCCUGGUAGCACAAUAUCAUGUGCUCUUGCUGGACCUUUCUCUUCGUCUCAUAUUCUCAACCAACUAGACUCCAACAUCGCACGAAGACGUACAUCUUCGGCUGCCACAUCAUCUCUGAGUGCUGUUUCUGCUGGAAUGGAAUUAAGUAAGGCCACAAAGGAACGGUGCGCACAGUUAAGGCAACGUCGGCGAACACAGCCAGCCGAAAGGCAACCACUACCUGCUUUGCAUUUGCACCUAUCCAAAGAUGGUACAAGUCCCCUGCCUCCGGGUUGGCAAAGAGCACCAAAUACUAAGCGUUCGGCCGAUGGCCAAGAUCCAGGAGAUAGUUCUGGCACAUAUGCUUAUUAUUAUUACCAUGUCCGCACUCGUCAAACCCGAUGGGACCCACCUGUUUAUCCAUGGGAUGCCGAUCCGACGGACACUCUUCUUGGUGAAACUGGAGAGGAUGACCCAGAAGCUCCCUACAACUGGGGUUGCGCAUCGCGAUUCGCUGUCACACACGAAGAAAUUGAGGCUAUGUACAAUCGUGUGCGUCAACGAAUACUGGAACGUCAGUGCAUUGAUCUUCUGCAUGAAUUGGCAGGCAGACCAGAUGCUCCUCAGGAUGUAGCUGAACAGAACUUUGCCAUGGAACUAUUCACUUUGGUUCACAAUACGUUACGUAGCUUUCGUGAUGCUCGAUGUAAACUUGGUCGCAUUGUUAAUGAUGAAGAUUUAUACUACUUAACCAAAAAGCUUGCACAAGCCGUGAUUUUAAAAGAAAUACAGAAGUUUCAUCAAACCCAGGCGGCAAAUACUUCCUUAUUUUCAACUAUCCUUACCCCUGAACUCCCUUCAACAGUCCGGUCGAGAGUAACUACUUAUGUUAAGCGAUAUAUGGAGUCUAAGGGGGCAUUCUAUCGUCGCCGUGUUCAGUCGAUACCUGGACCAGGUAUUUCACGUCCAGAACAAGCACCCCAAUUAAAACCAGACCCCGCUCAUUUUAGGCCAUCUGUUAACAGUAGUAUGCGUUCUCGACCAGUAACGCAUCCUCAAAAUCUCAGCACGGUAUCUUACCAUACGAGUUAUGUAGAUAAUACUUUUUCUCAAUCUGCUGCCCCCAUAAAUACUACUGCAGUUAUUCCAACACGCCGCUAGCAGCGCAAAUAAUAUCCGUAACUGUAUUUUUGGAGGAUGCCUUUGUGUUGCCACUCUUCCAGUCGUUAAUUUGGAUUUUUCUAUCUACCUGUUGCUUUGAAGUUAAUUUUUCUAUUACAGUGGUGAACAACUUGCUAGUGACUUAAAUAAAUCAUUUUUAUUUGAGUCUCUUGUAUAUAGACUUACAGACUGUUUACUUUGCAAGCUAUCCAAUGUUAUUUUUCCUGAAUCAAUGCUUAUAUGCUAAGCAAUAUUAUCAAAUCUGUAAUUUCUAUGUUUUCCGCCUAACUUUUGCACUUACUUGUUAAAAGAUGCAACAGUAGGUGCGAUACAUAAAUGUAAGUAUGUGAGGUCCACAUUAUGGAUUUGUAAUAAAAUUGUACUAAGAAUACGCA
Molecule: messenger RNA, 2578 nt
Organism: Schistosoma turkestanicum
Lineage: Eukaryota; Metazoa; Platyhelminthes; Trematoda; Strigeidida; Schistosomatidae
Source: the annotation of a GenBank genome assembly